AUGGCAAUGACUGAUGGAGCUGUUAAGACUUUGAAGGCCCUUGGGCUUGAAGGGAAACAUGACUUGGCGGCAGAGUCAAUCGCUCGUCUGUGUUCUACCGAUGGGAAGAAAGCUUGGACUUCGGGACAGUGGAUGACAGAGAAAAGAGGUGGAAGCGAUGUGGCUGGCGGGUGCGACACAUAUGCUGAGCGUGUCGAUGGAAACACGUUCCGCCUUUAUGGAUACAAAUGGUUCAGCUCCGCUAUAGAUGCCGAUGUCGCCUUAACAUUGGCACGCAUUGUCGACAAAGAUGGCAACGCACAGAAAGGCUCACGCGGUCUUUCACUGUUUUUGCUGAAAAUUCGAAAUAAUGAUGGCCAACUGAAUGGAAUUCAGAUGAUGCGUCUAAAGAAUAAAUUGGGAACUAAACAGUUACCAACUGCUGAGCUACUGUUAGACGGCACUCUCGCCCAUUGCAUUGGUGAACCCGGGAGAGGCGUUGCCAACAUUGCCAAUAUGUUGAACAUAACAAGAAUUCAUAAUGCAGUGGCCUCCGUAUCUGGAAUGAGGAGGUUGGUCUCAUCUUUGCUCGAUCCUAGCAUUAUUUAUUUUGUGGCUUAA
Messenger RNA from Haemonchus placei, 600 nucleotides. The record is from the annotation of a GenBank genome assembly. NCBI's taxonomy places the organism in Eukaryota, Metazoa, Nematoda, Chromadorea, Rhabditida, Trichostrongylidae.